GUGUAGUGUUCUGCAAUGCCGGAGCCUGCAAAAUCCGCUCCUGCGCCCAAAAAGGGUUCUAAGAAGGCGGUUACCAAAGCCCAGAAGAAGGAUGGCAAGAAGCGCAAGCGCAGUCGCAAAGAGAGCUAUUCCAUCUACGUGUACAAGGUGCUCAAGCAAGUGCACCCAGACACUGGCAUCUCAUCUAAGGCCAUGGGCAUCAUGAACUCCUUCGUCAACGAUAUUUUCGAGCGCAUCGCCGGCGAAGCGUCGCGCCUGGCGCAUUACAACAAGCGCUCCACCAUCACCUCCCGGGAAAUCCAGACGGCCGUGCGCCUGCUGUUACCAGGAGAACUGGCGAAGCACGCGGUGUCCGAGGGCACCAAGGCGGUCACCAAGUACACCAGCUCCAAAUGAGUCCCAAUACCGGGACGAGCCGCUCGUACGAGUCGCUGGCUGCUUGACUCUAAAGGCUCUUUUCAGAGCCACCCCUCCUAAUCACCACAAAGAGCUGUGCACUAAUUUUCCUACUCGCCCAGUAAGUUAUUCUAGUUGAAGGU
This is a messenger RNA of Phyllostomus hastatus (greater spear-nosed bat), 539 nucleotides long. RefSeq names its product histone H2B type 2-E. NCBI's taxonomy places the organism in Eukaryota, Metazoa, Chordata, Mammalia, Chiroptera, Phyllostomidae. Bases 16 to 396 code for a protein of 126 amino acids. Gene Ontology annotation, cellular component: nucleosome. The record is from RefSeq and is a predicted model, not a curated record. The transcript has a single exon. Gene Ontology annotation, molecular function: structural constituent of chromatin; DNA binding; protein heterodimerization activity.